AUACCAUUCGCCCGCCACUGCGACUUGUCGCCGCCGUAUAUUUAUUAACGGCAGCCUCCCUCUGUUUGUCCUUUUUUUAUCGAGCUAACUUUUUCUUUAUAUACUCUCCUCCCGCCCUUCACUUCUACAUCCCCUCUCCUCUUCAUUCCACCUUCUUGGAGCAGCACCAUUGCCGUCUCUGCUUCCUCUCUCCAUCUCUACAGCUCUAUCAAUAACUUCUCCCUUCACAAUGCCUCGCUUCGACGACUCUGACCUGGGCGUGGACCCCAAUUCCACUAUCCCUCCCCCCCGCAGCACUGCCCCCGACACUCGCUCCCCCAGAGACCGGGGCAGCUUGGCUGGCUCACUGCCAAUCCCCAACGACGCUGGAAACACCGUUGAGGUCCCUGCUACCAGAAGCUCUAUCAGCGAUGCCGCUGCUUUCAUGCACAACCUGAGCCUGUCCCCCUCCACCCGGGACCGCCGUGGCUCUCGCAACUCCUUUGGCACUUCUCUCCCCAUUCCCCGCUCUCCCCGUGUCUCCCGCCUGUCCUCCGCCGUCACUGCUGAUGCCGCUGGCGUUUCCCGCGACAUCCUGGCCUCUCAGGUCCAGGACAUGUCCAAGGAGAAGGUUGCCGCUGCGAAGAACAUGGCGUUCGCCUUUGACAUUGAUGGUGUCUUGGCUCACGGUAACGAGGCCAUCCCAGAAGCUAAGGAGGCUCUCCGCAUGCUCAACGGUGACAACGAGCUCGGCAUCAAGAUUCCCUACAUCCUCUUGACCAACGGUGGUGGUAAGACCGAGGCUGCCCGUUGCGCGCAGCUCAGUGAGGUUCUCGAAUCCCCCAUUUCCACCGACCAGUUCAUCCAGUCCCACACCCCCAUGCAGGCCUUGUCUGAAUACUACGACACUGUUCUGGUUUGUGGUGGUGAGGGCCAGAAAAUCCGCGAGGUCGCUGAGAACUACGGCUUCAAGAACGUUGUCCACCCCAAGGAUAUCCUCGCUUGGGACCCUACCGUCUCUCCCUGGGCUGUCUUCACCGAGCAGGACCGUGCUGAGGCCAAGCCCCGCGACUUCUCCAAGAUCAAGUUCGACGCCGUCCUUGUCUUCGCCGACUCUCGCGACUACCAGACCGAUUUCCAGCUGAUCAUCGAUCUGCUGCUCGCCGACGACGGCAAGAUGCUUACUCGUUCCGAGGACCCCGUCGCCAACCGCAUCCCUAUCUACUUCUCCCAGGGUGACUUGGUCUUCCCCACCGACCACAAGGGUCCCACCCGUCUUACCCAGGGUGCCUUCCGUAUCUCCGUUGAGGCCCAGUACAAGGCCCUGACCGGUCAGGAGCUUGAGCGUGUUGUCUACGGAAAGCCCGAAAAGGCCACCUACACCUACGCCGACGAGGUCCUCCGCUCCUGGAUGGAACAAAUCCACAACCAAAACCACCUUCCCGAGAACAUCUACAUGGUCGGUGACAACCCUGCCUCCGAUAUCUGCGGUGGAAACAUGCACGGCUGGAACACCUGCCUUGUCCGCACUGGUGUUUUCCAGGGCGGCGACAACGACGAGAACAACCCCGCCAAUUUCGGUGUCUUCCCCAACGUCCUUGAAGCUGUCAAGGCCGCCGUCCGCAAGGAGCUUGGCCAGGAGUUCAAGAUGAAGUGGAACCCCAAGGUCAACCCCGUCCUCCACGGCGACAACACCUCCUCCGCUGUUGAAUAAACGGGACAAACUUGGAUGACAAGAUGAAAAAGAUAAAACAAUUGGCGUUUGGUCCUUGCAAUCAUAUCCUAUCAUACCUUGGUGGUUCUUACGUUAGACGGAUAAGCAUACAGUGCUUUUUUUAUGUUCUUGGGUUUUCCUUUUUUUUUUUUUUUUUCUCUCUUUCCAGGCUGGGCUACUGAUACCAAUGAUGUUCCCCAAUGCGCGCGGGCUACAUGACACCCCAGCCAAGGCGGACUCUCCACGUUUUUGACUUUUAUACUGUGAUGUGGUGAUGACGAUACAAAGAAUCGGACACUAUUCUUUCUUACUUCCUCUCACUCUUCCACUUAGCUGCGGAUUCCAUUCCUCCAUCAAUCAUGUCCUUACAAUGAAACGACGCAAACGAACACCAUAUAGAUUUCUUGCUUUUUUUUACUAGACUACUAUCAAAAAUCAAAAUCAACCAGAAUUUCAAACUCAAA
Aspergillus versicolor CBS 583.65 is the source of this 2157-nucleotide messenger RNA. Its product is annotated as phosphatidyl synthase. Gene Ontology annotation, biological process: glycerophospholipid biosynthetic process. Lineage: Eukaryota; Fungi; Ascomycota; Eurotiomycetes; Eurotiales; Aspergillaceae. Bases 230 to 1693 code for a protein of 487 amino acids. The transcript has a single exon. Gene Ontology annotation, cellular component: mitochondrion. The record is from RefSeq and is a predicted model, not a curated record.